Messenger RNA from Vitis riparia (riverbank grape), 2620 nucleotides. RefSeq names its product sterol 3-beta-glucosyltransferase UGT80B1. Gene Ontology annotation, biological process: carbohydrate metabolic process. Lineage: Eukaryota; Viridiplantae; Streptophyta; Magnoliopsida; Vitales; Vitaceae. The record is from RefSeq and is a predicted model, not a curated record. Gene Ontology annotation, molecular function: hexosyltransferase activity; UDP-glycosyltransferase activity. The coding region runs from base 404 to 2299 and encodes 631 amino acids. The transcript is spliced from 15 exons.
UUUUUAUUUCCUUUUUCUUUUUCUUUUUCUAUAUUGGUUGUCUGUAUACCCAUUUCAAGAAUUGGGCUUGUUCCGGAAGUGGGGAAUCAAUUUGUUGUCGUGCGGUUGUCUUGCGGGUGAAGAUUUCCGUAUCUGUCACUUUGUGGGUGGUCUGUUGUGGUUUCAGUUUUCAGUCCUAAAGGUGCAAAAAUGUGAACCCUUUUCUUAUGUUUUUUUGAGCCAAUUCACCGUUUAGAAUACAACUAGCUUACUCACCAAACGUUCUACACGUUUUUUGACUGGUUUUGGUUCUGAUUUGGGGAGAAUUCAAGGAAUUGGGUGUUGGGGAACCGUUGUUGCAGGGUUUUGGGAUUGUGGGUUUAGUGGGGUUUUGGUUGUUGCCGUGCCUGUGCAGUCAAGUGAAAUGGGGACCAAUGGGAUUGACGGGAUUGAGAGCUCGCUCAAAAGUUCAGAGGAAGUAGGUGUGUCUAACGGGUCAGCCGUUGUGGAAAACAAGUAUUCCGAGGGAGGUCUUGGGGCAGAGGAUGUGAAGGCGGGGUCGGGCCGGAGGACAUCCGUUUUGGAGAUUUCGCAACUGAAAGAUUUGAAUGAUAGUUUUUCACUAAGGAGGGGCUUGGAUCAUUGCAUCACUGCUCCUGCUGGCAUACACAAAAAUUUGCUAAUUGACGGCAAUGAGAUUGGAUUAUUUAGAUCUAUGACUGAGAAGAAGGAGGGUCCACGGCAUGACUUAAAAUUAGAUAGACUGUCAGAACGUGCAAAGCAAAAAUUAAUAGCAAACCUAGUGAAGAUCCAAAGUGAUGGGACGGUGGAGGUUGAUUUAGAUAAUAGUGCACCUGUGGCUUCAGAGUUGUUAGAGCUCCGUGCUAUUGAAGGGAUAUCAUCCAUUCAUAUUGAUGAAUCUUAUUUUGAAUUCAAUAAAUCAGUUCCGAAGUUGAAAAUUGUGAUGCUUGUGGUUGGAACAAGAGGAGAUGUACAACCAUUUCUGGCAGUGGCAAAGAGACUUCAGGAAUUUGGUCAUUAUGUUAGGUUGGCAACUCAUAGUAACUUCUGUACUUUUGUAAAGUCAGCUGGUGUGGACUUCUAUCCUUUGGGUGGUGAUCCUCGGGUUUUGGCAGGAUAUAUGGCCAGAAAUAAAGGUUUCAUUCCAGCUGGACCAGGAGAACUAUCUGUACAAAGAAAGCAGCUAAAGGCCAUUAUUGAAUCUCUUCUUCCAGCAUGCAUAGAACCAGAUAUAGAAACUGGUGUGCCUUUUAGAGCUCAGGCAAUUAUUGCAAACCCUCCUGCUUAUGGACAUGCACAUGUUGCUGAAGCUCUUGGUAUACCCCUCCAUAUCUUCUUCACAAUGCCUUGGACGCCAACAUAUGAAUUUUCUCAUCCAUUGGCUCGUGUACCUCGAAGUGCUGGUUAUUGGCUUUCAUAUAUAGUUGUGGAUUUGCUGAUAUGGUGGGGCAUAAGAGGAUAUAUUAAUGACUUCAGGAAAAAGAAGUUGAAGCUUCCUCCUAUUGCAUACUUCAGUACUUACCAUGGGUCAAUAUCUCAUCUGCCAACAGGCUACAUGUGGAGUCCCCAUGUUGUGUCAAAACCAAAAGAUUGGGGCUCCUUAGUUGAUGUUGUUGGCUAUUGUUUCUUAAACCUUGGGUCCAGGUAUCAACCUCAAGAAGAGUUUGUUCAGUGGAUCCAAAAAGGAGACAAACCUAUAUAUAUAGGUUUUGGGAGCAUGCCUCUUGAAGAUCCCAAGAAAACUACGGAUAUCAUAUUAAAGGCAUUGAAAGAUACAGGUCAGAGGGGAGUAAUUGACCGAGGUUGGGGAGGCCUUGGAAUUCUUCCGGAAGUUCCUGAUUAUGUUUUUCUUCUGGAGGAAUGUCCCCAUGAUUGGCUGUUUCCUCGGUGUUCUGCUGUGGUUCAUCAUGGUGGUGCUGGAACCACAGCUACAGGACUCAAGGCUGGGUGUCCAACAACCAUAGUGCCGUUCUUUGGAGAUCAGUUCUUCUGGGGUGAUAGAAUUCAUCAAAGAGGACUUGGGCCUGCACCUAUACCUAUAUCACAGCUCAGUGUUGAGACCCUUACUGAUGCCAUACGAUUCAUGCUCCAGCCAGAGGUUAAAUCUCAAGCAAUGGAAUUAGCAAAAUUGAUAGAGAAUGAAGAUGGGGUAGCAGCUGCAGUUGAUGCAUUUCAUCGGCAUUUACCUCCACAUCUACCACUGCCUACUGCAUCUUCAUCAGAAGACACAGAUCCCAACCCUCUACAGUGGUUCUUUUCUCUGAUUGAGAAAUGGUGUUGCCUUCCCUGUGGUUCCUAGGCUUCUCGCUUACCUCAUAAUGCUGUACAAAUGUGCCAUUUAGAAAAAAAAAAAAAAAACAAAGAGAGAAAAAAUAUAUUCACUUCAGCAUUUCAUUCAUUUCAUUCAUGGCCUUCUAGAUCGGUUCAAGGUGAUUGAUAAUAAUAGUCAAGAUAUUACCAUAGAUUUCCUUUCUGAGCUUGUAUAAGAAGAGGAUUAGGUUUCUUUUGUCUUCCUUCUUGUUGAUUAGAGUACCUAAUUGAGGAUGUAGAAUUAAUGGAUUGCGCUUGUUUACUCAAUUUAAUUUGUGUUGCUGAUAUCAGUUAUCAUCAUUUGCUUGAA